AUGGGUCAUAUUGAAGUCGAAAGGUAUUCCUUUCUAGAAAUCCACUCUAUUGCCUCGCGAUCUGUUGUCAAUGGGUGGAUUCAAACAUUCGAAAGUUUAGAAGCUGAGGCUAAAGCGCAUCAGGAUAUCGCUGAAAAGAUCUCCACCAAACUGCUUCCAACUUCUAAGAACUUUAUCGCGGUUGUUGAUCGGGAUAUUAAACCCGUGGGGAUGAAUUUUAAAGUAUAA
This is a messenger RNA of Rodentolepis nana, 228 nucleotides long. The record is from the annotation of a GenBank genome assembly. Lineage: Eukaryota; Metazoa; Platyhelminthes; Cestoda; Cyclophyllidea; Hymenolepididae.